Messenger RNA from Exaiptasia diaphana, 1132 nucleotides. Its product is annotated as UPF0687 protein C20orf27 homolog. The coding region runs from base 64 to 561 and encodes 165 amino acids. Lineage: Eukaryota; Metazoa; Cnidaria; Anthozoa; Actiniaria; Aiptasiidae. The transcript has 3 exons. The record is from RefSeq and is a predicted model, not a curated record.
CCAACCGUUGACAGAACUUCAUCGAUUCUGUUCCGUCGUGCUUCGGUGUGAUUGCAAAAAAACAUGGCAGAAUAUAAAGAACCCCACCAAAAUGCUAACGAUGAGGAAGAUGCUCAUCAUGACCACCAUGUCCACUUUCCUGAGAGUGUAGGCCUUAAUACAGAAAUACAGGUCACAAAGAAAGGCAAAUCAGUGGACGUCCAUCUUGGAUUUCUGCAGUACAAGCACAAAUAUGAGAUCACCUUUGUUGUACCCGUAGCAGAGAGCAGUACUGUUAGUCACUCUACUUCUAGUCCAUUUCUUUGUAUUUGUGAAGUGAAAAAACUAGGUGAUGGCAAAGGUCAGGAAGUAAUUUUACAAUUAGAUGCCCACAAAGAAGGCCUUUUACAAGAUAAAUUUGAUCUUAAAAAUGAUUCAAAGAAUGAAAUCUAUCAUGUAUGUGUCAAAGCAAGGGUAUUAGGACCAAAGAAAGGCACACCGAUGUUAAAAGAAAACAUUAAAUGUAUAGCAGUGGAGAAGGAUGAAGAACAUGAUGACAGUGACUGGCAGGGAUUUGAUUGAUAGAUGUCAAUAAUAGGCACUUGGAGUAUUUUAGCUAAGGUCUAUUAAUUUAAUGGGCAAGUCACAUGACAACCAGUCUAGCAGAUUUAAAGCAAGGUUUUAGAAGUUAAAAGCCAAUAACAUUUAAACAGUAGUGACAAUCAAUUAAGAUUUAUCACAAAGUGAUAAAAAACAUAGAAAACUUUGAGCCCCUACCUUCACUWACUAUUUUUGCUAAUUAAUAUAUAYUCUUAUUGUGUACUGAAUAUAUAAUGUACAACUAUAUGAACGUCAAAAGCAUUAAAAACAUGCAAAAUAUAAAGUCUUUUUAAAUGCUAAAACAUUUUAACAUAGAUAUAUAAAAAAUAUAAGAGAUAAACAAUAAAUUACCACUAUAAGUGGCCAGUUUGCCACGUCAGAAUGUGCAUCAAAUCUCAAACUGUGAAAUUUUAUAAACAUUGCAGUCUAUAUUUCAAUUCAUUGUUAUCUAUCAAAAUGUAAUUAAUUCUGUACAUUACUAACAUUACAAUGUAUAACAUUACAAUGUAUAUGAAUAAAAAUUUGUGAAAAAAUAAAAAUCAUAGCCUCAAAA